CCAUCAACUGAUCCACAAGAACUUAAGCCACCACCAUUGGCACAGCUACAAACAACAUCCCAAGAAAGACAAACCAAGAUCUUGACGGCCAUGCGCAAUCCGUUAAGUUUCCUCCUUAGUCCCCCUAUCUCGUUGUGUUACCGUGUCCUGCUUCCUCUGCGCCUUUGGAAUACAGAUAGAGCGUGUGACGAUGAUCUCAAGCAAAACUUUAAAGAGGAACUGGACAUCAAGCGGUAUGUAUAUUACUUUCGAUCGGGCACACAAGAAAACUGAGUAAGGAUGUUUGCUAGUAGAAAUUUAUUGAAGAGAAGCAAACACUUGUGAGAGAUGGUUUAAUUUCAAACAAUACAGUUUUAAACAAAAAGAAUGUCAGUAGUAAUCCUACAAAUCCAUCUACAUAUGCAAUUUCAAAUACUUUCGAUUCAAAGUCUUUUUCAGACAUUAACACAUUUUUCUAUAAACCCGAAAGGUUGAUCGGAUCCGAAUGAGAGAGUGGUUAUGGCGGUACGGUUUAAUUGGCCCACAAUCCUAAUUGCGUUCAAAAUGACAGUUCGAUUAUUUUCUUGUCCUCAACUGGCAAAAACGAUUUAUUACUCCACCAUUAUAGAUAACGGAGCUAAACAUCAAAAAUGAAAAAAUAAAAAUAAAAAAUAUGUGAUUAUCUAUGAGAUCCAUAUUUUUCUCCACCAAUUAUCUAAAGGAAUCCUACCUUAAUUAUCACGUUUUUAAGUUUAAACCUGG
This is a messenger RNA of Thlaspi arvense, 741 nucleotides long. NCBI's taxonomy places the organism in Eukaryota, Viridiplantae, Streptophyta, Magnoliopsida, Brassicales, Brassicaceae. The record is from the annotation of a GenBank genome assembly.